UUCUUAUUGUUACACCAUUUAUCUUUCUUUUGUCUGGGGAGAAGGAGCUCAUGUCGUUGUGUGUCUUUGACUUGAUCUUCUCUACAGGGGCAGAAAUCGACCUUGCAGAGCCAGACAAAGGAAAGCCACUUGAAUCAGAUGGGCGAGGUGGAGAAACGCUUCAGCGCUCUCGCCAGGCAGUGUGCCAUGGUCAAGCAGGCCCACGAGAAACUAGAGCAAAAGUGGAGGAGGCCUUGAAAAUAAUAAAGAAGCUGACUGCCGCAAACGAAGAACAAGAAGCCACCAUUGUGUCACUGACGAAGGAGGUCAGUCACGAGCUGAUCAAGGCCAGGAUGACGUCAGUCAGACGGGACGAGGCCCGCGGUGCCGCAGGCAGAGAGCAGCACAGCGAGCAGCUGCACCACCAACUGAACCUGGAAACUGAAAUGAACAAAAAACUCUGUGAGUAAAAUGUGGCUGUGAGAGCAGAAAAGCUGGAACUGAUGAGCUGUCUGCAGCACACGCAGCAGCUUCUGCUGAGUCAGACGCAGACGGUGCGCAGGGUGGAGCAGCAGCUGCACACUCUGAGGGAGCAGCACCAGUCCCUUAAGCGAGAACAGAGGGCGAUGAGAGAGAGAAGCCAGGCGGCGGAAGAUGAGGUGGCUUAACUGAUGGAGAGCGACUGCGCGUCCAAGCACAGCUGGGACAAAGAGAUGAGUGGCGGCGUUCCUCCAGAGGGCAUCAGAUGAAAGGGAACUCUUAACGAACCCGUGUUAAGCAGUCUGCAGCACUUGGUCUCCUCUCACACACAGUCCAGACCGUCUGGAGGACAUGAGGGUCGCGGCUGAGCGAGAUGCCACUGGAGCAUCUGGAGAAUCAACCGUUCUAAUGCCAUGUGUCUGUCGAUGGAUCCUUAGGCUGGAUGAGCUUAGGACAGAGUGAUGAACGGACUGGAGGGACGGGGGAGAGGGAGCAGAGUUGGAAAGACGAUGCGGGACAGGUAGAAAACGACAGAGACGAGGGAGAAGGACACCAGGAGCUGCGAUUGAACGGAAAGCGAUACGAUGCGAAGGAAGGAGGCAGCGUAGGGGCUCAAACUGCAGACGGAGUAGAGGAGAUCCUCGGGUCAGGGCAGGAACCCGAACGGCCUGAAACAGGAACAACAGGGACGUGCUUGGUGGGGGAGGGAGGAAAGACAAGGUGGCAGGCAGCAGAAACCCCGCUAGCGGCCCAGACGCCCGCCGGUAGGACCACAGGCCAGAGCGCCGCGCAGCAGGUUGACGACCUCCCGGCCGACUGCGGCGCGGAGUCCGACUCCAGCCGCCCGGGUGAACGAUACGAGACGCCCUCGGCCCCGUGCUGCUCCGAUCGGGAGCCAAACCGCGUCGUCCAAGAGGGGCAAAGCCUUCGGUGUGAUGAGGUCACCCCCCUUGCCGAGUCGGUUACUACAAGUCCGAUUUAUCUCGUUCGAGAGAAAACGGAAGCCGAUCUGUCCAGAAAACUUCCUGAACCUCCGAAUCAGUCUGACGUUUGCAGCUCACAGAUCGACGGUGCAUCAGCGGCUCAGUCGGACGGUUGUAGUGUCCCCAAGUCAGGGACAACACAACCUCAACCAGGUGAUCCUUCAGACAUUAGGCAAACCGCUGCAGAACCCUACGACCGCUCUCCUGCUAAAGAGAUGCCGGACGGUGGUACAAAGCAGUCCCCUCUGCUCGGGUCGUCAUCUGCCCAGAGAAGAGCGGAGCUCUCCACAGAUGAGGCACAUGCAUCCUUCCUGCAUCCGUUUGUUCAGCGCCGUCUAUGCACGAUACCUGCGUUCCUCAAAAGCAAGCCCGACAAAGUCCCCUUUGAGGUUACCAGAGCAUCGGAUCUGCUGGGGGCCUCCGGCGUCUCUGGGUCCGUCGCUUCCUCACCGAGGCGCCCGGGAGAGACAGCGGUGGCAGACCCGGAGAGCAGAGCUUCGGGUUCCGCCGCGUCUUUUCCAGUUAGCAGACUCACCAGAUCCAGAUCCGGGUGUAGCAGAGAUCCAAACUCAGCUGAAGGGCCAAGUCCGAGUCCGACUGGGAGUCCCCCUGCUCCCAGGAGAGGGAGGACCAACAGUCAUCGUUCAGAGCCCAGAUGUCCAAAAUCGAGCAGUUCCUCAACACGGAGAAGCUGCGCCUACCCAAAACAAGAAGAACUGAUGACUAAAGGAUUAGCACUCCGUAUCACUCUGUUCCGUCUAGUUGCUUUCACAUCCACUAGAACUUGCUUGUUAUUGAGAUAAGAACCAUAGAUGUGAAAAAGGAUUGUUCAGUUUUGGGCUUAAAUCAUUGCCUGUUCACAGUAAUGUUACAAAAGCAGGCAUCCAUUUAAGUGGAAACGGGUCCUUUCAUUCACUGCCAUCGUGCAAGAGAACAGGGCAGUGAGUUUUCCAUUGGAAUUUGAGUUAUGUUGCUAAAGAUGUUAACAUGCAGUUGUGUGUGUGCGUUGCAACAGAUGCCUUGUCAUAUUAACAAAAUAAAAUAUUUGGCAACUAUCAAAUCACCUAUUUGAGAGAGAAAACAAACAGCGCAGCCAACAGGCGGGGGAAACGCAUUGAAACAACCAAACAUCACAUGCGUUUGGUUUAUUAGAAUGACGCACACACAGUAUGUCAAGGACGAAGCACCGCUGUCUGGUACAAAAGGCCCGUAACUGUUAACAUGCCAAUUAACAUCAAUUAGCGUCAUGGCCAACCAGAGCAGGAGCAGGUGGGCACCAUGUUGUGUCUGCUGCUGUUUUUACAACUUUGGACACCUGUCUUUUAACACCUAUUAGCAUGAAUAGAGAGAUAACAAUUAGCACCCCACAACCCUAAUUAGCAGAAAUCAACUGGCGAACCCUGAGACUAAUUAACAGACGACUGACGAGCCUCUCGUUAACUUUAUGUUCCCUGUUAGGACGGUGUGUGAGCACGAGGCAGCUGACACUGCUACAUCUGCACAGCUUUGAGAGGGGGGGCUGCAACAACAACACCUCUUAAUGGAACAUGCAUUUCAGUGUGUAGCUUUUUGUCUUGGUCUGUGUGGCACAUUGUAUUUUACAAUACGUAAACAUUAUUCUUCUGAAAGCUGUGGAAUAUAGAGUUAGCGCUUUCACAAAACUAUUCACAGAGCCUGUGUGACUGUAGCCCUCUCAAGAAUAUAUCUUGUAUACAAGUGGGAUACAUCGGGUUUCUCUGAUUGGACAUAUCAGGGUAAAGGUGUAGGAAAGGGGUCAAAGAGGACUGUCUUUUUGUACAGUAUUUAUGCCUGUUGGGGACGUUCGUAACGUAUGAAAGUCAAUUGAAAUACUUCCACCUUCAUGUUUUCUCAAUGCAGCAAAUAAAAGAGUGUUCACAGAGAUGGCUGCAGAGUGCAUCUUCUGCUGAGAGACACAAAGCUGUCUUCGUUAAAACGAGAUUCCGCUCACCUUCCUCGAUCGACACUUUGGGGUUGACGGUGGCACGCGGCCUCCUCCUCAGUCACUGUUACUUCGCAUUAUUGACAAUGAAUAUGCCUGAAUGUUAAUGCGCUCAUAAAGAAGAAUCAGGGUUGGAGUGGCUCUGCCCAACGCCGCUGAC
Molecule: messenger RNA, 3562 nt
Organism: Gasterosteus aculeatus aculeatus (three-spined stickleback)
Lineage: Eukaryota; Metazoa; Chordata; Actinopteri; Perciformes; Gasterosteidae
Source: RefSeq, a predicted model, not a curated record